GGGAGCAGACAAAGGAGCUGCGUAUUAAACAGAAAAUUUGCGUUAUUCGUGUUUGUCACUGUGUGACUGGAAGAGGAACCUAAGUUAAAGUUCUGUCGCUACAUGCUGAAGAAAUGCUCGUACUUGAGUUGGUACCAGAAAGAAGUCUAGGGUGUGAACAAUGGGAAUUUAUUUUAGGAAUGCACUUUUCGCAAGCAGUAGCAAUAAUUCAGUCACAGGUGGGCAUCAUAAAAGGCGUUCAGGUGCUCUACAGUGAUUCGAACCCUUUAGGCGCAGAUCUUAUUAUUAACUUGCCGCAGGAUGGGAUAAGAUUAAUAUUUGACCCAAUUGUUCAGAGACUGAAGAUAAUAGAAAUUUACAACAUGAAACUGGUCAAAGUAAAAUACUGUGGCCUUACGUUCAACUCCCCAGAAGUACUGCCGAGUAUUGAACAAAUCGAGAGGUCUUUUGGAGCUACGCAUCCUGGUGUCCUGGAUACCGAAAAACAGUUGUUUGUUCUGAAUUUUAGAGGCCUUUCAUUUUGUUUUCCUGUUGAAUCAAAAUUCCAGCCAGGUUAUGCACAUGGCCUGGGGUCACUGCAGUUUCCUAAUGGAUCUUCACCGGUGGUCUCUCGGACAUCAGUGUACAGCGGUAGCAGUCUGAGUGAAUGUCGCACACCGCAGUUACCACUGUGUUGCUACCAUAACCACCUGUAUCUGGAACGUGCAGAGGUUAUUCGGGAGAGACUAACUACAUGUGGCCUUCGUUUGCAUCUCUUCACUGAAGGUUCAUCUCGUAUGCUUGAACCAAGGAAGCAGAAUCUUAGCAGGGAAGUAAUGUUUGGUGAUACAUGCCAAGACGUUGCCACGGCUAUUGGUGCACCAUCACGAGUUUUUUAUAAGUCUGAGGAUAAAAUGAAGAUACACAGUCCAAAUGCACACCGCCGCAUUUCUGCCAGACGUUCAGAUUUCUUCUACAAUUAUUUCACCUUGGGGAUAGACAUUUUAUUUGAUGCUAAGACUCAAAAAGUAAAGAAGUUUGUUCUCCAUACCAAUUUUCCUGGUCACUACAACUUCAAUAUGUAUCAUCGCUGUGAAUUUCACCUGACAUUGCCACCAGAUUCAAGGCAUGGGUCUGAAGGAAGCAGGCAGCUAAUAGAUGUGUCUCCAAUCCCAGUAACGAUAUCUGCGUACACUAAAUGGGACACAAUAUCAGAGCAGCUUAAACCAAGUGAGCGACCUGUGGUUCUGAACAGGGCAAGUUCAACAAACACGACCAAUCCUUUUGGCUCAACAUUUUGCUACGGGUACCAGGACAUCAUCUUUGAGGUCAUGCCUAAUAACUACAUUGCAUCUGUUACCCUGUAUGCUGCUGAGAAGCAAAUGCCUGAGGUAUGACAAUGGCUUUCUGCCACCUACCUCGUGUUGCAGGGAAGGUACUGGCAGUUCUGACACCUUAUCAUGUUUUAAAUAGAAAAUAAAAGGAAACUGGAAGUCAUAUCAUGUUUCUGCUAUUAAGGGAUUGUCUAUGCAGUGAAAGCAAGAUGCCAAAUACUUUGCUGUAAAAUACAAACAUAUGCAUUUUUUUAAAGGAAGAGCUAAAUAAUCAUCAAGAGAUACAUGAAGAAUAUAAAAGUAUAUGCACCUUAUGUGGAUCAAUAUGUUCAUAAUGACAAUAAGUUUUUGCCAGCGAUAGGGGUUAUUAAUUCAGACUGUUAUUAUUUAUCAUGCAUGCCUCCCUUUCCCUAGUAUAGCACAGAUUGUGAGUACAUUUUCAUGUGAACAAUGACUCAUGCAGAAACUUCUGAGACUGAGCUAAAAUGGGGAAGGUUAAAAUUCUUUGUUGUAAUGUCGCUGUAACUGUGAUAGAGGUAUUAGAUGGAUGAUUCAGUUUUGUCAGGAACUUGUUGAGGCCUUGUACUUCACAUUGUAUAAAUCCUGAUAAAAAUUUUUGCACUCCACAUUACUCAGCAAAAAGAAAUCUAGGUUACUGAAAGUUGUUAUUGUUUCUGUUUCCUUUAAACAAAACAGAUUUUGCAGUUGUAUUAAUUGUAUACACUGCAAGAUUGAAAACUUAAAAAGCUAUUAAGAUGAAUUGUGUCAUAUCUUGUUGCAGAGAGUUCUGGCAGUAACAUGACUCACAUUAUUUAUCAAUAAAGUUUGUGAUAGUGAGAUUCCUGUUAUUUUUGGCUCUGAAAUACACAGCCACAGAUUUUCUAUUAUAAUUUUUAUACUUGUUGCUACUUGAUUUAUCUGUAAAUGCCCUACUUCAGUGUGAAGUAAUUUUUCUCCAUCUGCUUGAUUGGUCACAGUCACUGGUGACAGCAGUGGUGCACUCGUUUCUGGUGUUGCCAUUGCCACCUAUCUGAAGUAAGUAAUUUAGGCCGUACUAAAGGUAUUUUGGCAUUUUGUUCCAUAUUUUUUUACAAUGUCGUUCUCUUUUCUUUCUCGUCAUUUCUUGCCCUUUCCAAUGUUUUCUCAAAUGAGAUGCAGAUCGCUUACCACAUAUUUCUUUCCUGGAAUUUACUCCAGAACUUCGUUGUUUCAGUCCCACAUUAGUUUUCUGUUUGAUUGUAGGUCUUUUUUCAAAAUCUGAAAUUUGUUGUAUGCUGCAGUCCAUGAUUAGAGCUGUGCUUGUGUUGUGUGUUGAUCAACAUGUCCUGGAUACUUAACCCUUCACAUUUUGUGGUUUUCAGGGCUUACCUUACAGUUUAGGUUUACCUAUUUCUUCCAAAUGGAAGAGCUUGAUAUGUAAAAAAUAGUGUUGCUUUUUUGUUUACACCUUCACAAAUCAGUAAAUCAUACUAGAGGUCAAACAUUAUUCUGUCUUCAAUGGAGAAGCCAAAUACUCUAAAAUUUUGUUAUUGUAGGGUUGGGUGUGAAAUUCUUAAGCUUAGAUAACAUUACUUUUAAUUGUGUACAUAACUACACAUUUUGUGCCCAGUUUUAGAUGUUUGUUGCUUUUUGUGUGGAGUCUCAUUUAAUGUAAGUGUAUGAAGAUAAUAGUAGUAGUUUAAAAGACAACAGUAUGGUGGUGAGUGCUAUCUGUAUGAUUGUUAUAGUCUGUUGUGAAUGACAUUUAGUACAAAUUUGGAGUAACAUGUUUACUGAAUUUCUGACACUUUACAAAGCUGAGACUAUAUUCAGGGGUUUCUGAUACGCUAGGUGCAAAUAUUGUAUUAUUGUACUUAGUAUGUUAAUAAAGCUUUUGUCAGCAAGUAGAAGGCAUAAGUGAAUGAUAUUUGGCAGUUUGGAUCACUUAUAGACAGUCCCUGUGAGAUGAUUGAACACAGCCUGGAUCUUAUAUUGUGAAUUCGAAUGUCAUGUUUCAUUACAGUGUUACAAAAACAAACUGUGAAUAAUGUCGGAACUUUCCUGUAAAAAUGAAAAGUAUAAAAAAAAGAUUAAAAGACAAAGAUAUGAAAAAAAUUAAAACUAAAAGUAUUAAAAACUUUAUAUUAAUCUCUUUUUCAUACUUUUUGAGUUGGUUUGUUUAAAAAACCAAGGUAAGGCAUAAGAAAAUGACCUAAAUUAUUUUAGGUAAUAUGCUCCAUGUCUGUUACCAACAGAAAAGAAGCGUAUUGAUCACACAUGAUUAAACAGUUAUAUGUAUCUGUAUGUAACUAUUUGUGGCUUUAGUCAUACAAAUUAAGGCAGUUGUUACAUUAUUUCAAUCUGUGAUGUUAUUUAAUGGCUUUAUUAAAGCACCAGACUAUUACAUAACGGAAAUUGAACUCCUGUACACAAAUUCAGGUAUUUUUAAUGUGUGGCAUUAUUUAAAUUGUCAUUAUGCAUCUUCACUGUGAGAUUUUCUAUACUUCAUUUUGUACACAGCCAUUUCCUUCAAAUCCUUUUCUAUAAGUCGAUGAUGUUAUGUGGUUAUAUUAUUGUAAAAGUCUGGGAUUUUGGAAAUAAUUUUGUGUGAUUUUAUGAUGAACACUUUGUGUACCAUUCUUAAUAAUUGUAUAGGUUUUCCCACUUCGACCGAUAAUUCCAUGGUGGGAUAAAAAAAGAAAAAAAGUUUUGUUUCUGUAGUGUCAGUUUGCAGCCAUCUAUAAUGUGAAAAUACUGUUACUUGUUACAGUCUUUGUUCUCUUAUUCCGGAAACAAGUCACUUGAAAACCUAUACCUGCAAGCUUAUUUCUGAAUUACGAGGUUAAAUUUCAUCAACAUCAGUCACAGUUCACAGCUGAUUUCACUUCAUUAAAUACCAUUUCACUGCCGAGUAAGAAGUUGACAAACGGAUUUUAAUUUAGUUGAGACAAUCUUCAGUUUUUAAAGUGUUGUCUUAUUUCUUACAUUAAAGCUGGUUCUUUCAUUAUCAGUUUUGUCUUUAGAAUUGACUGGCUGAUUCAGCAAUAUUAAGGAAUAUUUAUGUAAAAUAUAUUAUUUCUGUUAUCUCAUAGGUUAAAAAUGUUUUAAUGCCGUAAGUGACUAGGAUAUCAUGGCAAGAUAAAUGGUUGCUUUGAUAGUUUACACGUGGAUUGUGUGACAAACCAACUAAGGUUUGACAGUCACAGGCAGCAUGUGUGCUCAUUGUAAUAUAUUAACCCCUAUUUAUUAGUUGCCAGUUGGCAGUUAUAUAAUGUAGUAGUGCAUGAGAUUGAUGUUUCAUAUGUAACUGGAAAUUUUUUGCUUAGCAUUUCUUACAGCGUGUUCACAUAGUGAAAUCACCUUUCUCAUUUCACACCAAAUAAAAAUUUUACCUUGUGCAUGUAUUAUUCAACAGUGCCGUCAGUGUUUCUUAAGAUACUACAUAAAAUGCCAUUCACAGAUCACUGUUUUCUCCUAUUUUAAGAAAUAUGUCCCAAUUUUUCUUUUACGUUAUCAAACCCAUAAAUAAUAAUAGAUGAAGUUACAAGUCUCUGUUUUUGAUCUUUGUCACAGUGACUGCAGUUACAAUCCGUGCCUUACAAAUGUAACAUAUAAUUACUAUAGAUUUUGUUUAGUGCAUUUAAUCUGCGGUGAUGGUGUUUAUAUCUUAAGUCACUGGAGCAGGAAAGUGAAAAGUGCCUAGAUGACUGUUGUUUCUAGUGUUCAUCCUUUCUCAGUCAGUUAUUUGUUGCCUUUAUACACUGCCGAGUUUGCAGUAUAAUUUUCUGUAUCUGCAAGACAUCAGGUUGGGAUACAUGAACUUCAAAUUCUUGGCAAGUGUUUCAUAACCUUUUCCAUUUGGAAUUCGUGUUUCAUAACCUUCUCCAUCUGCAAUUCUGUUUGACCAUACGUGUUCACAGCAACAGAUGUUGGGUAGUGCAUUCAGAGUAACGUAUCAUUUGUGCCUGAUUUUCUGUUUGCUAACAGCUCUUGACUUCAUGUUCGUAUCAAUAUUAUAUAUAUUAUGUGUUGAGCAAAUUUCAGCUAGAUAACUCAAGAAGACUAGAAUGCUAGAAAUAAUCUUCAGUAUUUUCUGAAGGGUCAUCAUUCUCACAAAUGGUGGUUAUGCUGAAACAGUAGACAUUUCAUUUCAUUUGAGCUUUUUAUGAUGUUUGUGUUCUCUGUCUGUGGCCCUCUACCAAAAUGAAGAAUUACCACUUUCACCUUAUUCUUCACUUUAAAAAUAUGUUUUGAAAUGUAAUAAGUAGCUGUAUUGAUAGAGCCCAUUUUUUAAUAGAGCUAAAAGCAAUUUCAUACCACCUGAACAGUCUUAAUUUACUUAAUAAUGUAUGUGUUUCUUCCCCUUCUUUCUUUUAAGUAAUGUCUGGUUACACUACCUUAGUUGUCAUUACACGAAUGUUUUUCAAUUUAUUUGUAGGUAUUAUUGACUGAUUGACAUCAUCACUUGUAGAUUAUGUGACAAUAGACAGUGAUAAAUUCAUUCUUUGUAUUUGGUGGCAUUUUUGUUCCAGUGACUUGCGCAAAAGAUAAAAACCUCAGAUUCAUUACUUUGUUCAAGAUGACUCCCAACUGUAGAAUUUUUAAAAACAGAUUAGUUAAAUAUGAAGUGGGAUACAGACCACAGUGUGUGUAAAUACUCUUAAUAAAAUUUUAGGAGCUAGGGUAGGUGACAUAUUUAACAUAAUCACUUGUAUUGUUAAUGCUAAAUUUGCUCAUUUACAAUCAGAGUUAAAACUUUUCAAUUAAACACUUUUGUCAUAUGCUCAUUAAAGAGCACAGUGAUUGUUUUGCAUCAUUAUGGAAGUACAGAUAUUGCUGUUUUUACUGUGAUCUAGUCUACAAAUUGUAGUUACCAGUGUUCACUUCCACAAUUCAAAAUAUGAAAAGAUACUAUUCAUUUAUAUACUGAAAAACCAACUUGCUUUAUUCCGGUCACCCAUAUUCUUUAGUAUAGUGUGUGCACAAUAUUGGGCACAGUUCAUUUAUCAGCCCCAUGCUGAAUUCUGUUUACAUAUGUAGUUGUUAAUGUGGUGCAACUUUUGUAAUUUGUGUGUGUGCGUGUGUGUGUGUGUGUGUGUGUGUGUGUGUGUGUGUGUGUGUGUGUCUGUCUGUCUGUCUGUCUGUCUGUUUUGUGGUAAUAUUCCUUCCUUUUACUUAAUUGUCAGUUUGUGAAUCACCACAUUACCAUCUGCACUUGAGGUAGACACCAUAGAAUAAGAAUUAUCCUGCUGUGAACUGCUGUAGAAAAUGCUGAUAUUGUGUGAGUGAAUGUGUUACUUGAUGUGUUACGAAAGACACCUACCCUAUUGAGAAAAACAGUGGAAAUAUUUAGUUAGAAGUGCCCUCCGAUUGAUUAAUUCUAAAAAUUAUCAAGAUUGCUACUUAAGGAGCUAUCUAUCUCCAGUAUUGUUGAUUAUGUUCGUGAUGCAGGACAUUGUUGCAUCAUUUCCUUUUUUAUUGUGAUAUGGACUCAGUACAUUUUGUGAAUUGUGUGCGCAUUGUGAUUUUUGUGUUGUAUGGGACCAUAAUUUCAGCUAACCAAAGUUACUAUUGGAUGUCAGUGAAUGUAGUAAGAAUAAAUAAUUUGUUGAAGUGUUACUGUAAUAUGAAUUUGAUGUUGUUGAGUAAAUUACAUUUGCUAUACAGAAAGAAUGUGUAUGACAUGGAAUAUACCACAUCGAGGUUUCACAGAAUGAAGUUCUCGUCACUGGUUUUUCAUCACCACUAUAAGAAUGUAUCGCUGUGUGAAAGUUUGGGAAUACAGCGAAUCAUAUAGGUUUUUAAAAUUACCUAAAACUGAGGCAUACGGGUCUGUGAUUUUGUAGAAUGAACUGAGAUGAAGAGUGGUUAUAAUUGAAAAAUGAUUCACUGUAUUCCUAAUUCUUUUCUUAUAUUUAUUAAUUAUGGCUUGUAGUAGCCUGUUUGUAUACUGCUUGAAAGUCUUAAUAUUAAAAAUCAGUGCAUACAGUGCACAAUGCUUAUCCAUGAAAGUGGUAAAGGCAUUUGCCUGUUGACUUGUGCUAGCUGUAGUUUGUAUAAGAGGAUGCCAGUAUGCUGUUUUUAUUGUAACAAUAAAUUUGACACUGUUUUUAAAAA
This is a messenger RNA of Schistocerca piceifrons (Central American locust), 7409 nucleotides long. Its product is annotated as PHAF1 protein CG7083. Bases 114 to 1376 code for a protein of 420 amino acids. The record is from RefSeq and is a predicted model, not a curated record. Gene Ontology annotation, cellular component: trans-Golgi network. Lineage: Eukaryota; Metazoa; Arthropoda; Insecta; Orthoptera; Acrididae. Gene Ontology annotation, biological process: Golgi to plasma membrane protein transport. The transcript is spliced from 11 exons.